Messenger RNA from Polypterus senegalus (gray bichir), 3402 nucleotides. It is a transcript of the gene bub1bb, whose product is annotated as BUB1 mitotic checkpoint serine/threonine kinase Bb. NCBI's taxonomy places the organism in Eukaryota, Metazoa, Chordata, Cladistia, Polypteriformes, Polypteridae. The record is from RefSeq and is a predicted model, not a curated record. Bases 110 to 3277 code for a protein of 1055 amino acids. Gene Ontology annotation, biological process: meiotic sister chromatid cohesion, centromeric; mitotic spindle assembly checkpoint signaling. Gene Ontology annotation, molecular function: protein kinase activity; protein binding. The transcript has 24 exons.
ACUUCACGCGCGCAGGCGGUUAUAGUUCAAAUUUGGCUGAAUCUCUACAGUUUUUUAUUUAGUUUCUACAAGUGUGUUUUUCAGGCCUAGUGAGUUUUCCUUCAAAAUCAUGGCAGAAGGAGGUGAUGAGUGGGAACUGUGCAAAGAAAAUGUCCAGCCUUUAAAACAGGGCAGAACAAUUUCAGCUCUACAAGAAGCCCUCUCGCAACAAGAAGGAGCAAGCCAUUCUCCGAUUCAUCAGCAACAGCAAGCCUAUGAGACAGAAAUCCGGUUUUACAAUGGUGAUGAUCCUCUUGAUGUUUGGGAUAGGUACAUUAAAUGGACUCAGCAGGUGUUUCCUCAAGGUGGCAAAGAUAGUAAUCUGUCAACAUUACUUGAAAGAGCUGUCAUGACUUUUAAAAAUGAGACCAAAUACUUUGGUGACCAUCGCUAUCUUAAUCUGUGGAUUAAAUAUGCAGAAUUCUGCAGCCAACCUUUGGAUUUAUAUUCUUAUGUGCAUAGUCAAGGAAUUGGAACCCAGCUUGCUGCCCUUUACAUAUCAUGGGCAGAAGAAUAUGAAAGCCAAGGCAACGUAAAAAGGGCUGAUGCCAUUUUUCAGGAGGGUCUGAAAUGCAAAGCAGAACCGUCUGAUAAACUUCAGUAUCAUUUCAGAAACUUCCAGGCGCGAUUGUCCCGACAAAUCAUGUCUAGUAUGGCUGAAAGCUACUCAGAUGAUAUUGAGAGUAAUCCAGAUGGAGAGUUAAACAGAGCCUCUCUUGCUGAGUUGAAAUUUAAAGGAAAGAAAAAGGCAACAGUUCCAGUUAAUCGAACAGGACCAUCAUUAAAAAGCCAUGCUCGUGGCUUAAGUUUGCAAGGAUCUAAUCUAGUCCGGAAUCAGCAGAAGUCCUCUCUGCCUGUUUUCGAUGAAAACGAGGUGGUGCCGACCGAGUCUGAGAGUAUAAACCGAGAAUCUUGGAUCGCACCUCCUAGCAUCAGAGAAAAAGAGAAUGAGGAGGAUCCCAGAAAAUGGAGCAAAACAAAGCUUUCAGGUGCUGCAUGUUCAGCUACUACUUCUCUAAAUAACAAGACUGAUUUUGUUCCAUUUGUGGAGGAGUCGGAUCAGUUGUCUGUUAUAACGCCAUGUAAAAUCAAUCCAUCUGUGAAUAAUGUACUAUCUGCACGUAAACCUGGAAAAAAUGAAGACUUGCUUGAGAAGGUUCAAGUUGAACCAAAGGAGGAAGGAGACAUUAAAGUUAUGUAUUGUAAACAACUACUGUAUGGUGGUGCCAGUGAAUUCUGCUUUGAAGAGGUCAGAGCAGAACUUUUCAGAAAGAAAGCAUUUUCUGCACUAGAUGAAAAAAAUGAAAAAAUGCGGCGGGAAAUAGAAGAGAAGCAAAAACUUGUGCAGCAGUUGCUAGCUAAAAGGCAGCUGGACACUUCCAAGGUAUUGCCUGAACGCAGUCAAAGUGAACCAGGUUGUGUGUCAAGUACACAAGCACCAAAAGUAAACUUAAAUGACCAGAGAACCUACGAAGAGCCAGAGUUUGGUGCCUUCCCAACACCCAGGGAUGUCAAGUCUAUGGAUUUCUUAAAAGAAGAGGCUUCUUGUGAAGAUCAAUGUUUAAGUGAUGGAGAUGUUUUUUUGCCGCCACAUUAUUUGGAUGAUUUGGUAGUGGCUGAAUGCUUUCAAGGUGGUUAUACUGAACCAGUUACUGGGGUCUCUGCAUCCUUUACAAUUUUUGAUGAAAAGGAAGCAACAGAGUCCAAAACAAAUUGCAAGCCCACAGUUUCAACAGCUUUGAAUAAUGUUCUAAAGCCUGUAGAAUAUGUUUCCUCUGCACCACCAACGGACCAGGCAAAUGUUCAAGAAGAAAUUGAGCAUAUGAACGAAGAUGGCAUUUUAAGCAGCUGUCGUAACACAACCUUUUGUCCCAGUCUGGACAACACAAUUGAGUUUAUUACUGCUGCCAAGCUAAUGUCAACGCCAUUUUGUGGGAUACCUAUGGAAAGAACCAAUGUAUGCACAGAAAACUCUGUCUGUGAAGAAGUUACAGCAAGCUACAAUAAUCCUAUCAAAGUUGCAACCCCAGAAGUUAAAGACUCUGAGUUUAUACAGGCCCUCAUGAUUAAAAAACUCAGUCCAAUUAUGGAAGCCAGCUUGGAAGAUGUCCGUUUAUCUGUUUCUUCAGGCUCCUCCACUUCCUCCAUUGCCAGGUUAUCUUCCAUCAAAGAGAUGACUGUCACUGAGGAAACUCUGUAUGGAGAGUCUACAUGUGAAAAAAGAAGUUGCAGUGAAAGUGACAGGAUGCCAGGAAAUUUGUUUGAAGGCAGUUGGAGCACAGAAGUCAGAAACCAGCUUUUGUCAAAUAUAUCCACACCUCUUGGUUCCUACCCAGGAUUUCAUACUGAAAUUGGAAAAAUGCCUAUGGUACAGGAGAGUUGUGAAUUGUGUUUAGGAGAUGAAGUGUUCAGAAUUGAAAAGGAGGCUUUCACUACUGACAAUGCAAAGAUUUUUUUUGGGCAGCUCAAAACCGGUGGUGAGGAUUACAGACAUGUACUCGUUAAAGUUGAAUAUGAGCCUUUGGCAUGGGAUUUCUACAUUGACUCUCAGAUAAAAGAUCGUCUAGGAGACCAUUCGGAGAAAUAUUUUGGUGACGACUGCUGCUGUUUCUUGUAUAAGAAUGGCUGCCUGACUAUCUACUCUACACAAAACACAUCUCGAUUACAGGAUCUUAUUCUAAAUAGACCUAGCCAGGAUCUUAUUGCCUUUUUUACAAUGAAUCUUCUCAAAAUGGUAGAGCAGAUGCACAAUUGCCAAAUGGUCCAUGGAGACAUCAGCCUUGAAACGUUACUUGUAAAAGAAGAUCCGGGUAGUGCUGGUGUCCUUAAAGUAGCAGAUUUCUCCUAUUGUGUGGACCUAACUCUGCAGCCUGAAGUUACUUGUCUAAGUGGAUUUCGAGCAAUUCGAAACAUUCAGAGUCGGGACAUCAUGGAAGAAUGUGCAAGUCUUUAUCAGGUUGACCUCCUUGGCAUUGCAAAUACGGUGUACAAAAUGUUAAAAGGGAGAAAUAUACAAAUACUCAAAGAUGAUUCAGGACUAAAGGUAGUACAGGAAGAUGAGGAAGAUUUGAAAGAUAAUGAUGAAAAGAGCAGUGUGUGGUAUGAUUUCUUUAAGAAGAUUCUCAAUCCUGGCACCAGCUCUACUGUUACUGUUCUGUCUGAACUGUACUUUGAGGUUGAAAGUGCCUUUAAAGACAGCCUGCUAAUGACCCUGGUCCUGUACAGCGAUUAUGACUGAUUUUUCUAGCCCACAUCUUUGUAUAGUUUAUUUUAAAGUUUAAUUUAUGUUCCUAUUUCAAUAUAGAAGUGUGUGCCUAUGUAUUCUGUAAAAAUAAUAAAAGUAAAAUGUAUAUGUUGCUACUA